CCGUAUACUCUAAACACAUGGCACUGAUUAAAUCUUCAUUCAGCUUGGCAAGGCUGGCUUUUCUCAACUUUCUGAGACAUCCCAAAAAUCCACAGUCAUUGGCUAAAGGCGUUACAGCUCCAUUAAGAGUAAGGGGUGUGGCUUAUAAUCAAUUCAGUACCUCUGCAGCAUUAUUAGCUAAAUCAAAAGCGGCUCAAGAUGAUGCAACAGAAUUGAAAUAUGAAGGAAUGAGUACUACUGUAUGCCAGGGAGCCAAUUACUACACACACGGAUCUGAUCCUGAGCUAAAGGAUGAUUCUGAAUACCCUGACUGGCUGUGGACUCUGUUAGAUCCUCCUGCCGAAGAUAGCAAGACAUACCAUAGACAGCAGAAGAAAGCAAAAGCUAGAUUACGUAAUAAAUUAAUGAAACACAAAGAAUGAUUUACACCAUUCAUCAUUAUGUAAAUAUGUAUAUAAUCAAUCAA
Molecule: messenger RNA, 466 nt
Organism: Amphimedon queenslandica
Lineage: Eukaryota; Metazoa; Porifera; Demospongiae; Haplosclerida; Niphatidae
Product: 54S ribosomal protein L37, mitochondrial-like
Exons: 4
Coding region: 18-422 (134 amino acids)
Cellular component (GO): mitochondrial large ribosomal subunit
Molecular function (GO): structural constituent of ribosome
Source: RefSeq, a predicted model, not a curated record